This is a messenger RNA of Dicrocoelium dendriticum, 573 nucleotides long. The record is from the annotation of a GenBank genome assembly. NCBI's taxonomy places the organism in Eukaryota, Metazoa, Platyhelminthes, Trematoda, Plagiorchiida, Dicrocoeliidae.
AUGUUUACAAUCAAUCGCUCAUGUGUAGUAGCGAUACCGUCUGAGCUACACGCAUAUCAGAAGCGGAGUACUUGUUGCGAACACUCUCUAUCUCCAAAAUGUCAUUCUCCAACCCCUUUUACGUUCGCUUGUACGUCCAUCUCCUUCCGUUUCGUACACUUUCCGGACGCAGGUUGCGUCCAUUGCAUCUACUCGUCCUUCAGUUUGCAUACAGAGCACCCAGGUGGUAAUCUUGUUCUUGAGGAACAAGCCGGAGGCUACGCCACUGAACCGUUUGAGGAUGUGGGUCACUCCGAAGACGCAAGAGAAAUGAUGGCCACUUACUACAUCGGUGACAUCUCUCCGUCCGACAAGGAGAAUCCACUUAAAUUCACCUCCCCUUUCACCAGCAAAAAUCCGAAGGGUGCUAACUCUAUCUAUCAACAGUGUCCAACAUUACGAAUCGGUCAUAAUAUCACUACCACAAUCAAUACUAGUAUACCGUUCUCUUUCGAUUUUGUCGACUUUUACCGGGACUUGUUGUCCAUUUGUCUUGUCGGAUACCUAUGGUGUUCCCCAUUCCUCGUACCUUGA